AUGCAAGUUCAUACAGAUAAAAGUCCUGUUAUUCGAACAACUAAAUCAAGAGUGACAGUUUCACCUAAUUCGAUUAAGUCUAUUCCUAUUACACAUAAGGUGAUUAAUCGUAUAAUGGUUCCUAUUUACUUAAGAGAGUAAUAAUAAUAACAAUAACAAUAACAAUAAAGUCAAAAUCCAGAUGUGAUAAGAUUGUAAUAGGAAUUAGAAAUGUGGAUUUAGAGAUAUAGAGAAUUAGAACAACUCUAUUAAGGACAUAAGAACCAUCUAGUUAUUGUAUAUAAAAUGAUUAUGCCAAGAUUACUUAAUAUUAAGAGCGUAUUGAUAUGUUAGUUCAAGAGAAUCAUCAAAUGUCUCUGAUUUUGGAAGCACGUAUUCAAGAAGUGUAAUAAUGGGAGAGAAGUUACUAUGAGUUGUAAUAAUAAUUGUAGUAUACAUAAACCAAUAGAGAAUCUGAAUUUCAAAUUCAAAUUAAUUAAUACUCUAAUGUUAUUACCAAUUAUGAAAAGAAUAUUAAUGAAUUAAAAACCACUUUAUAAUUGAACUAAUAAGAAGUCUUAUAAUGGAGAGAGCGUUGUGAUUAUUUGUAAAAGGAAUAAGAGAAAUUGAGAUAAUAUUACGAAAAUCAACGUUAAUAAGAUGCUGAAAUGCUCAUUUAGAGUGCAGAUCAAUAACGUUAAUAAAAUGAAAAUGAAGUUUAUAAACUAAGAAAUUAAUUGGAUAUGAGAAUGAAAGAACUUGAAUAAUUUAAGUAAUAGAAUCAUCAAUUAGAAUAAACAUUAAUAGAAGUAGGAUCUAGUUAAUAAAAUUAUGAAACUAAAUUAUUAUUAUUGACUUAAGAGAUUGAAAAUAGUAAUGAUGUAUUCUAAAAAAAGGUUUAACAUUUUGAAUAAACAAAAAAAAGAAAUUAAGAAUUAGAAUAAGAGAAUUAGAUAUUAAGAGAAUAAUAUGAUUAAUUUGCUUAAUAGUUAGAUUUUUAUAGAUAGAAAUAUGAGUAGGAGGUUUUGAACUAAAGGAAACAAGAGAGUUCUAAAUUGGAUAGAGAAAGAACACUAUCAGAAGAAAUGAAAAGAAUUCAAUAAUAAAUUGAAGAGAGAGAUAGAAGAAUCAAAUAAUUAGAAGUCUAAAUUUAAGCAAAUUCUUAAUAUCAAUCAUAAUUAAUUUAAUUGGAAGACAAAUGUUAAUUAUAUUAAUAGGAGAUUGAGAGAUUGAAUGGGUAAGUUAGAUAGAAAGAAUAAUAAAUAUAAUAAAUGUAAUUACAUAAUGAGUAAGUUUAAUAAAAACAUUAUAAAAAUGAAAAUACUUUAAUAAAAAUUUAAAAUGAUUAUUAAUAAUUAAUCAUAUAAUAAACAACCUAUUAAAAUAAUAUAGAAUAAAUGUAAAGAGUUAAAAUGUAAUUGGAAGAGAGAGUUAUUUUAUUGGGUAGUGAAAUUGAAAGAUUAAAUGAUAUAUAAAAAUAAUUAAUGAAUGAACUAGAUUAGAAUGUAAGGACAAGAAGAAAUGAGAAUGAAACACUCAAUACAGAAAGAUAAAAAUAUUCACUUAUUAUUGAAUAAUAAUCUAGAGAAUUAUAAGAAUAUAAAUUAAAAUUUAAUUAAAUUGAAUUAAUUAGAAGUCAAUCAGAAUAAUUAAAGUCAGAUAAUGAUAGAUUAAAUUAAUUAUUAAGACAUUUAUAAAAUGAAAAUGAAUAAUGGAGAUAAAAUUAUAAUAAAUUGGAAGAUUAAUUAUAAUAAGAUUAUGAAACUAAAAUUAUUAUGUUAUCAUAAGAAAUAGAAAGAUUAUCUAUUUUGAUAAAUGAAAGAAGUACUGAAAUGGAAACAAAUAGAAGAAAAGUUACUAUUUUAGAAGAAGAAUUAAAUAAGAAAAGAUAUAGUUAAGAUGAAAAAUUGGCUAUGCUUACAAGUGAAAUUGAGAGAUUGAAUCUGUUAAAUCUAUCUUAUUCUGAACAAAUUGAAAUGUUAAAAACUAAGUUAAUUAAAUAGGAUUCUUCAGAUCUUUUAUUAUUAAGAGAAAAAAAUUUAUAUUUAAAUUAAGAAAUUGAACGUUUAUAAAAUUUAGUUGAAGAUUUAAAUAAAGAAUUAGAAAUCUAUAGGUAUUUAUAUAUAUAUAAAUAGACUUAAAUAUGCUGAUUAAUUUGGAGUUGGAUCAAAGUAUGAAGAAUUACUUCUCUAUUUAUCUUUGUAUAAAGUAGAAAUUGAAAGUUUACGUGCAUAAUUGACUGAUAAAGAAAAGGAAGUCAAUGAUAUGCGUAGAUCAUAAUUGGCUCCUUAUAGAAGAUGA
This is a messenger RNA of Paramecium pentaurelia, 2280 nucleotides long. Lineage: Eukaryota; Ciliophora; Oligohymenophorea; Peniculida; Parameciidae. The record is from the annotation of a GenBank genome assembly.